Molecule: messenger RNA, 1735 nt
Organism: Schistosoma intercalatum
Lineage: Eukaryota; Metazoa; Platyhelminthes; Trematoda; Strigeidida; Schistosomatidae
Source: the annotation of a GenBank genome assembly
UUGCAGAAUAUUACAUGUCUAAUCCAGAUUUGCUUCGAGAUCUACUAUCUGACUCAGUUCUAAAUGCCUUGUCACUUGAGACUUUAGUCAGGCAAGGAGCAGAAGCACGAAUCUAUCGCACUAAGUUGUUCCAUUCAACAUAUACUUUUCCAUGUAUUGUUAAAGAAAGAUUCGUCAAACGUUAUCGUCAUAGUACAUUGGAUGCCACUUUGUCAAUGCAGCGAAUGCGAGCUGAAGUCAGACAGAUGUUGCGUUGUAGAGAAGUAGGAAUAGAUGUCCCUCCAGUCCUUCUGGUUGAUGUUCGACGACGUCGGAUUUGGCUCGGUGAAGUUGGUCCAGAUGCUGUCACACUUCAAGACUGGUUUAAAAACUUAUCUUCUCUAGCAACUGCAUCAGAUUUAUGUACCAUGGAUAUCCAGGAGAAAACAGCUUCACGAUUGCGAAAUUUAACAACGGCAUUAGGUCGACUACUUGCUCAGCUACAUUCUAACCAUAUAAUACAUGGUGAUUUGACUAUGUCCAAUAUUCUGGUUCAACAGGUAGAUAAUUGUAACAAAGAAUCCGAUUUUCGAGUCGUUCCUAUAGAUUUUGGACUUUCAAGCUCUUCUUCUGGAUUAACCUCACAACGUUUAGCAGAAGAUAAAGCUGUAGAUCUGUAUGUGUUUGAACGGGCCUUAACCUGUGGCCUUGAUCACAAAGCCCUGUCAAAAAUUACCACUGACCACGCCGAUUUAAAUACUCCAGAAUCGCUUCUGAAUUUAAUUAUAAAGUCCUACCGGGAUAAUUAUGUAUCGACAAUACUGGAUGAUCAACAGAUAAAGUCUAAACAUGAUAAUGCAAAAUCAGGUGGUCAUUUGGAAAAACAAAAUCACGAAGUCAAAGAAAUUUUAAACAAAUUGGAGGACGUUCGACUUCGUGGUCGAAAACGUCUGAUGAUCGGUUGAAUCGCACUUUGUGGGUGCGUUAAGUGAUAACUUUCUGCAAAUUAUCGUACAUGUACAUUAUUUGAAUAAUUGUAUUUUAUAAUUUCUGAACCCGUUUGACGACUCUAAUCCAAUUUCUUUUCUUGGAUACAAAGCCACUAAUGAAAAUAGCAUGAUCAGUCAGGGUUUACGAAAUUCGAAUCGUGAUGUAUCCAAACGUCUGUCACACUAUCAAACUGCAGCCAAAUAGAACGUACCUCCUUCGAAGUAAGUGGAUAAGAAAUUUAGGAUACGCACUAGAACCCGUAGAAUAUCAUAAUAUUGUAUUAAACGCUCGCUAGCAAUUAGUAAGAAAAUAAUGAUAAAUAGUUGAAGUAGGUCGUCCACAAGAAACCUUGAACCUAGGUUUGGUAAUAUUCUAUGCUCGUUAACAAGGUAUACCUGCAAUCUUGUGAGAACUGAUGCUUUCUGGGGUAUUAGAACCCGCCUCACCUAGCUUCACAGUGAGAUGCUAUCACUGAGCCAUUUGAGCUGUUACGGCUUCAAAAACUUGAACAGCUUCGUUAAGUAAUAUAAACUAUCGACACUGAACAGUAGUCUCAGAAUAAAUACCAUUACAAGUACGAUAACGAAUUAGUGAUAAUAAAAAUACUUGGGAUCAGCAGUUCAUUGGGAUGUAGGGUCAGCGGCUAAGACGUCCGACAUCCACCACUAAGUUCCAGGUUUGAGUUCAAAUACACCUACUUCGAUUUAGGAAACAGGCUAGUAUCAUUACCCCUCAUAUUUAGGGUGUAGUACAUACCCAAGUACCU